CUUACACACACAUACAUACAUAUAUAUAUAUAUAUAGUUGCAUGCAAUGAAAUGUCUGAAAAUUCUUCUUCUGUUGUGUUUUGCUGUCAUGCAAACAUGAAUGGGUCAUGAGAUCAGCAUGGAUGCAUGACCACCCAUUUUUUAACCAAUUAACUUUCCUGUGGCCGCCGGAUAGAUCUAUAUUAUCAAUAUUGUGUCUGAAUCUUCAUCUUCUGUCCUUCAUUUCUUAUCAUCAGAAUUACAAUUGCAAGAAUCCAACCAACGCCCCCCUCUCUAUCAUCGUCACAUCCAUGGCCAAGCCCGUCGUCCCAAAUCCCGGCAGCGGCGGCGAUGGCGGCGCUUCCGAGACGACGUUUGUGCAGGCUGACUCUACGUGUUUCCGGGACCUGGUCCAACGCUUAACGGGCCCAUCGGGAAAUGAGGCCCCAGCACCAAUCAAGUCUCCAGCACCCAAACCAGCCCAAAAGCUCCAUGAGCGCAGGAAAUACAAGCAGCCCAAGUUAGACAUUUCAACACCAAUUGCAUUCCAGAUUCCAUCAAGCCCACCCAUGGUAGGUGCAAUGAGCCCACAAGGAGCAGGGGGUUAUGGGCCGGGCCCAUGGAGCUGCCCAGCAAGCCCGUCGAGUUCUAUAUUGAUGAGCCCACCAAGGAGUUUGCAGGCCAGCCCAACAAGCACCCCUGUGUAUGCAGUAACAGGGGGUUCAAACAAAAGAUCAUCACCAUCAGCAAUGGAGAUAGAUUUUGGAGAAGAAGAGAGAGCAAUCAAAGAAAAACGCUUUUAUCUGCACCAAUCUCCACGCUCCAAAAUGCGACUUGCACCAGAACCAGAGCUCCUCACCUUGUUUCCUCUAACGUCGCCUAAUGCGGCUUCUAGUGCUACUCAUAAAACAUGAAAAACAAUCA
Molecule: messenger RNA, 903 nt
Organism: Sesamum indicum (sesame)
Lineage: Eukaryota; Viridiplantae; Streptophyta; Magnoliopsida; Lamiales; Pedaliaceae
Product: VQ motif-containing protein 31
Source: RefSeq, a predicted model, not a curated record